GCGCGUUGCAUUGUGGGGUGGCGGCGGCGGUGUUGGUGUUGGGCCGGGGCUUCAGAGCGUUUGCCGGGCCGCGGCUAUGGCUUCCUGGGCCACUCUUUCGCCCAGCAUCGUGGAGUAUUUCGAGGGCGAGGACUUCUACCGCUGCGGCUAUUGCAAGAACGAGUCGGGCAGUCGCUCCAAUGGCAUGUGGGCACAUUCCAUGACAGUACAGGAUUAUCAGGAUCUUAUAGACCGAGGAUGGCGAAGAAGUGGAAAAUAUGUGUACAAACCUGUCAUGAAUCGAACAUGUUGUCCUCAGUAUACAAUAAGGUGCCGACCUUUACAUUUUCAGCCUUCAAAAUCUCACAAGAAGGUUUUGAAAAAAAUGUUGAAAUUUCUGGCUAAAGGGGAAAUCUCCAAAGGAAAUUGUGAGGAUGAGCCCAUGGAUUCUACAAUGGAUGAUGCUGUUGCGGGUGACUUUGCGUUGAUAAAUAAAUUGGACAUACGGUGUGAUCUCAAAACGCUUAGUGAUGACCUCAAAGAGAGCUUUGAGAGUGAAGACAUGAAAGGGAAAAACUCCAAGAAGGAAGAAUCUAGUGAAUUAAUUCAGUCACAGGAUGUAGAAGAGAAGUUGGGCUCUGGUGAACCAUCGCAUCUGGUUAAAGUUCAUACAGUUCCUAAGCCAGGCAAAGGGGCUGAUUUGAGUAAGCCUCCAUGUCGAAAAGCAAAGGAAAUCCGGAAAGAAAGGAAAAGGUUAAAACUCAUGCAGCAAAACCCAGCUGGAGAACUCGAGGGCUUCCAGGCUCAGAGUCAGCCACCAUUUUUGUUCCCACCAAAGGCUAAAUCCAACCAGCCCAAAUCACUUGAAGAUUUAAUUUUGGAAUCUUUACCAGAGGAUGCAUCACACAAGUUAGAGGUGAGGCUGGUGAGAUCAUCUCCACCAAGUUCUCAGUUCAAAGCCACAUUUCAAGACUCUUACCAGGUCUAUAAACGUUACCAGAUGGUUAUUCACAAGGACCCACCUGAAAAACCAAAUGUGAGCCAGUUCACGAGAUUCCUUUGCAGUUCACCUUUGGAGCUGCACUUCAGCCCCACACGAGAAAUUGCUUUUACUAGGCAACUUCAUGAGAAAGCGUCUCAACUCAGCUAUUAUUACAUGGGUUUCUACAUUCAUUCGUGUCCCAAGAUGAAAUAUAAGGGUCAGUAUAGACCUUCUGAUUUGUUGUGUCCUGAAACAUAUGUUUGGGUACCCAUUGAACAGUGCCUGCCUUCACUUGAAAACUCCAAAUACUGCCGUUUAAACCAGGACCCAGAAGCAGUGGAUGAAGGUCGCUGUAAGGAACCUGACCGGUUGCGGGUGUUUCAUAAGAAAGCCAUCAUGUCUUACGGUGUUUACAAGAAACACCAGAAAGACCCAAGCGAGGAGGCCGCCGUGCUGCAGUACGCGAGCCUGGUGGGGCAGACAUGUUCCGAAAGGAUGCUGCUGUUCAGAAACUGAGCCGCGCGCAGGCUCCUCCCAGUGCGGUGCUCCUCGUGUGCUGAUCUGUGACGCGGUACAUGCUCAGCACCUCGGGGGAAACGGUGUAACCAGUCACAAAUUAGACUUUUUUAUUUUGACUAUCCUAUGGCUUUUAAAAAAUACUUUGUGGCAAUAUAUUUGUGAGAAUCUCAUGGUUACUAUAGAGAUGUAAAACUGUGUUAUGACCUAGCCCCAUCGUUGGGGUUUAUCAUUUUGGAGGAUUGUUUCUGUUACAAGAUAUGCUAAACUUCUCGUUAGUAUCUUGGAAAGUAAAAUUAAGAAGCGAAUGUGAGUAAUUUAAUCACAGUUGUGCUUAUUCUGUUAGAUUAAAACAGACUAUUUCCUCAGACCCAUAUAAAACACAAGGUUAUGCUAGAAAACCUUAAGUGUGGGGACGG
Molecule: messenger RNA, 1896 nt
Organism: Propithecus coquereli (Coquerel's sifaka)
Lineage: Eukaryota; Metazoa; Chordata; Mammalia; Primates; Indriidae
Gene: ATE1
Product: arginyltransferase 1
Exons: 12
Coding region: 77-1477 (466 amino acids)
Biological process (GO): protein arginylation
Cellular component (GO): cytoplasm
Molecular function (GO): arginyl-tRNA--protein transferase activity
Source: RefSeq, a predicted model, not a curated record